GAUGCGUAGUGGAUGGGCGCGUGGUCCGACAGCGAAGACUGGAGCGCUCCGAGAGCGUCACUUGUUCACAGUCUGUUGAGUGGAGCACUUUUCAUCCCGCGUAUCUCGUAACUUCUUCGGAGAAAAAAACAAUGGUUAGUGGUUCAACGUUCGCGCGAUAUUCGAAUCGACAUAAAUCGUCGUUGGGAAUCGAGGAAAUGAAAUGUGUAAAGUUUCUGUGCGCGUUGCUCGAGAUAAGAAUUUUAUAAAAUGAGAAAUAAUGAUUGUUAAGAAAAGAAAGAACAAAUCAUCAUAUCCAGGAUAAUUUCACAGAAUCGCAUGAUGACGAAAGACUAAUUCAAUAGAGCGACCGGCAACGCUAUUGACUGGAAAAAACGGUCGAUCGGGCUAAUGAAACGCGUAAAUUAUGGAAUUUUCGGGCCGAUAUCUCAUGAUUAUCGACAAUAUUACGGAGUUGAUGAAUCUGAACGAGUCCGAUUAUGUAAAAUCGAUCUGGGGUCCGAAACAUCUACCGUUAAAACUUGUCUUGCCGAUCACCCUCGUCUACGUCAUGAUCUUUGUCACCGGAGUAUUCGGCAACGUGGUUACCUGCAUUGUGAUCAGACGAAAUCCCGUCAUGCAAACCGCUACCAAUUAUUAUCUGUUCAAUCUAGCAAUAUCUGAUCUGCUUCUCUUGAUUCUCGGACUACCCAAUGAGUUGAGCGUAUUUUGGCAACAAUAUCCAUGGACACUCGGAGUAGGUUUAUGCAAAAUCCGAGCAUACGUCUCAGAAAUGUCAUCUUACGUAUCAGUAUUAACGAUAAUGGUGUUUUCGUUGGAGCGGUACUUAGCAAUAUGCCACCCCUUGCAUUUAUAUGUGAUGAGCGGACUUAAACGACCUGUGCGCUUCAUAAUAGGCGCAUGGUUACUGGCUCUUAUCUUCGCUCUGCCCUUCGCCGUUUAUACCUCCGUUAAUUACAUCGAAUACCCGCCAAGUGCGGUCGUGAUAACAUUUUUUAUCUGCUGGGCACCCUUCCACGCUCAGCGCUUAUUGUACGUGUAUCAGGUAUCGGCCUUCGACGACAUUAACGAAUGGUUAUAUCCGCUGGGCGGUUGCUUAUAUUACUUCAGUACAACCGUGAACCCGAUCCUGUACAACGUGAUGAGCGCCAAGUACAGGAUGGCAUUCAAGAAAACACUUUGUUGCACGCCGACCAGCCCCAUCAUUACGAGGGACGAUCUCAGCAGCAUGAGAGAUAGUACGGUAUGCGGUUGCGGAUCCAGAAGGGGAUCCCAGCUGAUCCGUGUAAGAAGCAUACAUUAUCAGCGUAACAUUAAUUGCAACAUGUUGCACGUGAACGAAUUACUUCGAUCACCAACGAGAUUACAUUUCGAUGACGAAGAUGACGAGACGAGUCAUUGUGGCACGGAGAAAUCCUGUAACAUCCUUAGUCCUGAUGCGAGGAGAUCAUCAUUUCUCGUGCAUUCGAGUAACGGUAGGACUAAGUAUUUAUCGAGCGAAAAAACGAAGGAUGGCAUCGUACAAAUGGCUAUGGCAAAUGAAACGUGUAUCUGAUUCUCGGCUUAUUUUAAUGCAAAAAGAAAGAAAUAUAUUAUAGCGCAAGAAUCAUAAAGAACACUGCUCGGAUUGAAUAAAAAACUACUGCGUCGUUCCUGCAUACAAAGCAGGGGUUGACUGAUGUGCAGAUUAACGGAGAACGUGCAUUAUCCCGCGCAAAAGGAUGAUUAUUGGAGAAGGAUAUAUCGUGAUAUUCCCAUCGAAAAAACAUAUCGGAGAAAUAGGAUUUCUUGUGAAAAAUGAUGCUUUGCCGAAGUAAAAUUAUCAAGUGUCCGUGGAAAAUAAUACGAAGGUUGCAGAGAUUGAAAACAGUUAUUUAUUGUAAU
Camponotus floridanus (Florida carpenter ant) is the source of this 1884-nucleotide messenger RNA. Its product is annotated as neuropeptides capa receptor. The transcript has 6 exons. Gene Ontology annotation, biological process: neuropeptide signaling pathway. Gene Ontology annotation, molecular function: neuromedin U receptor activity. Gene Ontology annotation, cellular component: plasma membrane. The record is from RefSeq and is a predicted model, not a curated record. NCBI's taxonomy places the organism in Eukaryota, Metazoa, Arthropoda, Insecta, Hymenoptera, Formicidae. Bases 407 to 1555 code for a protein of 382 amino acids.